Molecule: messenger RNA, 375 nt
Organism: Endocarpon pusillum Z07020
Lineage: Eukaryota; Fungi; Ascomycota; Eurotiomycetes; Verrucariales; Verrucariaceae
Exons: 2
Coding region: 1-375 (124 amino acids)
Cellular component (GO): membrane
Source: RefSeq, a predicted model, not a curated record
AUGGCAACCAUCAACAUGCACGAAACGUAUUGGCAUGCAGCAUUUUGGGCUAUGCUUCUUUCUCCUGUCAAUCCUGACGGUGCUGCUAUCCACCGUCUCGAAUCUUGCCAUUUCCAACGUUACCCCGCUGAGGUUCAAUCACUUGCUGGCGGCGUCUUCAAUGAGGCCACUCAAUUCGGCAACGCCGUUGGUUUGGCCGUUACGGCUGCCAUUGUGGCAUCGGUCACUGAGCAUUCGGGAUCUGACCAUACCGACGCUCUCAUGCAAGGCUAUCGCGCAGCAUUUUGGACAGUCUCCGCUGCAACGGCCAGUGUUAUUGUAGUGACUUUCUUUGGGCUCAGGAAAGGUGGUUUUUUUGGCAAGAAAGACGAGUAA